AUGCGUGUCAUUACUGCCCGAACCCAAACUCAUCCUCUUCUUAUCGGUUUAGAUGAGAAGUACUUAAAACUCGCUUCACCACACUUUGUGAUCGACUUACACGAUAUCUCGCAAAUUCAACGACAAAAUCAAAAGACUAUCAUUACUACACCCGAACACCAUCUCGAAAUAGAAGGACUUUCCUUAUCUGAUUCCGACCAAAUUAUCGAAGUUGUCCAAAAAAAGCGAAUGAUAAGCCAAGAUGAAAUCAAAACUUUAAUUAAGCAAGAUAUCCAACUAAACCACCUUUAUCAAAACAUUGCCACUGAAGAACAACAACUCUUCUACAAGACUUUUGGCGAUCGAAUCAUUAGUCGCACUAAAAAGUCCGAUCCUGAUCUAACCAGCUUACAUUCCAGCCGUAAAAAAGCCCAAUACGUCCUGACUAACCGCACUCUUCUCAAUGUCUUCUUCAAGAUGAACAUUGAUUUUGAUCAGUUUGUCAAAGAUCUCUUUACCGGCUACGUUAUAGCUAACCAAGAAGAAAACGAAGUAGACAAAAUGCUUCUCGUUGAGCUCAAAAGAGGUUCUGGGCCCGUUGAAAGACUUAAUGCCUACUCCAUGAUUGAAGAGAGUGAAUGGACUUCCUGGACACCCACUGAACGACCCCAACUACCCCUCAAAACCCGAGAUAUCCUCAACCCCGGUCUUUUUCAAAAUAUUCCUAAACCCAAACCCAUUGCUAUCUCUACUUCUCCCACCGCCCCAGCCACUCUUACUCCACCCCAGAUCCAAGUCUCUACGCUUAAGCCAAUCACAACUAUUCCUAUUCCAACCCCCCUACUGCGACGCAUGCGUGAAACCAGCCGAUUGGUGGCCAAGACCAAAGUCAGCACCAAAACCUCCACCAGUACGGCCAUGGCCUUAGAACAAAUCUUCCGGGAAGAGACUCGACGACGCUUUUCUGAGAAAGAUGGCGAAGUCGCUCUUUUGGCCAUUAAUCGGAUUCUACCAACUCGUUUUAUUACCAAGCCUAAGCCAACAUGA
Nematocida homosporus is the source of this 1026-nucleotide messenger RNA. RefSeq lists its product as uncharacterized. NCBI's taxonomy places the organism in Eukaryota, Fungi, Microsporidia. The transcript has a single exon. The coding region runs from base 1 to 1026 and encodes 341 amino acids. The record is from RefSeq and is a predicted model, not a curated record.